AUGAACAAAGAAAGCCUAUUGAGCUUUGGCGCCAAAACCCAGAGCUCUAAUCUCGAUGGCUUCCCCUCCCAUCUAGGAUGUGGCGUUCUUGCUCCCCUGCAAAGAAACAUUAUUACACGAAGAAACGUGAACAAACGUGCAAAACUGGUUUCAGAGGAUGAUCAAACCAAUUAUAAAAGAGUGGUAGAGGAUAAAAGGAAUUACUUGCAUAAUGUGGUACAAAUCAUACUUUCAGGUGGCGGUAGAGACCUCCCCGUUUGUGAAAUCAACAAGCAUGUUACUGCAUUGGCAAACUACAAGCACUCUGAACAGGCAAGACUAGGCGACUUUGUCCUCAACGCUAUUGAUAAGACAUUCAAGGACACUGUUCAACAAAAAGCUUGGAAUGCUCUCAACAUAGACAACGGUGUCACUGCAAGCAAAGUGUUUGUGGAGGAAUUCAAUUCUUGGAACGCCAAUCUUGAGCUUCUUCUGAAAGCUUUCUUAUACUUGGACAGAGUUUAUCUACUACAGCACCCCAAAAAACAGCCCAUUCAAGAACAUGGAUUGCGUCUUUUUGCGGAGACUUGUCUUGGGGAAGACAGUGAGCAUUUUCGACUCAUUAUUGAAAAACUCAUAAAAUCCAUGCAUUCGACAAUCAUCGAAGACCCCGGAUUGAUGGAUCACAAAGCAUUCAUUUCGCUUAUGCGCCUCAUUGGGAGGAUAGAUUUCGAUAAGACGUAUGUUCUGAUUAUGGGGCUUGAAAAGGUCCUUUCUCUGAACUACUAUCAUUGGAAUUCACUGUGGAUGCAAUCGCCCACUACAUAUUUUGACAAAGUUCUAAGCAAUUUGAGGAAUGAUAUCCUACUAUUCAAGCAGAUGGGUUACAAUGAGACGGCUGCCACAUUUGCAAGACAAGUGUUGCGGCAUACUAUUAUCACUGAUCUUUCAAAAGUAUUGUCAACCUGUUUGGCUCCUCUUCUUGACACUACCAGAUCAACUGACUUAGGUAUCCUUAUAAAGUAUCUUCUUGCAGAGGGUGAGACCGUGAAUGCUGACUAUGUCAAAGAAGUAAUAUACUAUUUUGGUAUGCAUAUUCAGGCGGAGUCGGGACGUACGCUCGAGUCGUGCUCCAUCUCCGGGAAGAACCCGAUUCCCGAACUUAUAAAGUUGAGAGAUCGCUACUUUGACGUUUGCAAAAACCUAUUGUAUGUCAACGCCGAUAAAUUUGAAUUCGAAGUCAGAUCUGCCUUGUCGAAAACUAUAUCUAGUGCUGAUAAUCAGAAUUUCUGUUUGCGGCAGUUUUCGAAAUACUGCGAUUCGUUCUUCAAGUCCAAGGAAAGAGAUAUUGAUGCCUUCAUAUCGACGCUCAUAGCUUUUUUUAAGCUCACGGAGAACAAGAGCAAGCUACUUAGUAACUAUGAGAGAGAUCUCUCGAAAAGGCUACUAUUGGGAAGAAACUUUAAUUUCUCCAUGGAAUGCAAAAUUGUUGAGUCCUUGCUCUCCGAAGUAGGAGAGGGAGUCGACGGCUCCAAGCUAAAAUAUAUGAUUGGUGAUUUGAGGCGAUGCUAUGAUGAGUAUUCACACGUGAACGUUGAUAUCAACUUCUUUCCGCUUGUUCUACAGAAGUCCAAUUGGCCUGAUGUUCCUAAGCAUUCCACCGACAUUAAGCUUCCAGAGGCUUUGCAGCACGCAUUGACUACAUUCACCGAUUACUAUGUUCGAUCGAAUAAGAAACACAAAUACCAGCAACUUGAUUGGACAAAUUAUAUGUUUCAUCAGCUCACGUUGCUGGUCCAUUUUGAUAAAGGCCCGAAGGAUCUUCAAGUGAAUCUUUUACAAGCGACAGUUAUCUUGCUGUUUUCAGAGAUUGAUACGAUUACUUUUAAAGAACUACAUGAACGGACCGGAAUUGACGAGCUGCUCUUGCAUAAAGUUGUUUCAUCCUUGAGUUCAACAAAAUUCCCUCUCUUGAGAAGAGAUGGGGAGCGCUUUGCCUUCAACUUUACCUUCUGGGAUAAGGCUCAGAAGAUCAGACCGCCCAUGUCCAAAGACAAGGAAAAUGCUAUUACCGAGGCGGUUAAGAAGGCGGAAAAGAGAAUUAGGGAUGAUGAGAUUAAGGCGGCAGUUGUUCGUAAUAUGAAAGCGAAUAAAACGAUGCUCUACCCAGAACUCAUUGGUCAAGUUUUGAUGCAAUUGAAGAGUGAGGGAGAAAUUCUGGUGACUGAUAUGAAAAAGGCUGUCGAACAGUUGAUCGAGCAAGAAUAUUUCAAGAGAUCAGAUGAUGGACAAACACUCAUCUACAUUCCAUGA
Messenger RNA from Candidozyma auris, 2292 nucleotides. RefSeq names its product cullin (gene RTT101). The record is from RefSeq and is a predicted model, not a curated record. Gene Ontology annotation, cellular component: SCF ubiquitin ligase complex. The transcript has a single exon. NCBI's taxonomy places the organism in Eukaryota, Fungi, Ascomycota, Pichiomycetes, Serinales, Metschnikowiaceae. Bases 1 to 2292 code for a protein of 763 amino acids. Gene Ontology annotation, molecular function: ubiquitin protein ligase binding. Gene Ontology annotation, biological process: SCF-dependent proteasomal ubiquitin-dependent protein catabolic process; protein ubiquitination.